This is a messenger RNA of Meira miltonrushii, 1884 nucleotides long. RefSeq names its product putative TFP1p-H+-ATPase V1 domain 69 kd catalytic subunit, vacuolar. Gene Ontology annotation, cellular component: proton-transporting V-type ATPase, V1 domain; fungal-type vacuole membrane. Gene Ontology annotation, molecular function: ATP binding; ATP hydrolysis activity; proton-transporting ATPase activity, rotational mechanism. The transcript is spliced from 2 exons. Gene Ontology annotation, biological process: proton transmembrane transport; ATP metabolic process. Lineage: Eukaryota; Fungi; Basidiomycota; Exobasidiomycetes; Exobasidiales; Brachybasidiaceae. The coding region runs from base 37 to 1884 and encodes 615 amino acids. The record is from RefSeq and is a predicted model, not a curated record.
UUCGAUUCUUCCCUAGACAGCGAUAGAAUAGACAUCAUGGCAGCAGUAGCAGCAAAUCAGAAAGGUCUCUCAAAGAUGAGCGAUGAGGAACGUGAGAACCGUAUGGGUCGUGUAUACGGUGUUUCAGGUCCAGUCGUGGUGGCAGAAAACAUGAUUGGUUCAUCCAUGUACGAACUUGUUCGUGUUGGUCAUGAUGAUUUGGUCGGUGAAAUCAUUCGUGUUGAUGCUGAUAGGGUUACAAUUCAAGUUUACGAAGAAACAAGUGGUGUUUCCGUCGGUGAUCCAGUCAUGGGAACUCGUCAACCACUCAGUGUGGAAUUGGGUCCAGGAUUGAUGGAAAACAUCUAUGAUGGCAUUCAAAGACCAUUGGAAGGUAUUAUGAAAAAGAGUGGUGGUAUUUAUAUCCCCCGUGGUAUCAAUACUCAGGCUUUAAAUCGUGAAUUGCAAUGGGACUUCAAACCUACUACCCUCAAAGUUGGAGAUACGAUCAGCGGUGGUGACAUCUAUGGUACCGUCUUCGAAAACACCUUGCUAUCCGAUCACAAGAUCAUGCUGCCACCUCGUGCACGCGGAAAGAUCACCCAUAUCGCCGAAGAAGGAAGUUACACAGUGGAUGACGUUGUUCUAGAAACCGAAUUCGAAGGCAAAAAGACAAAGCAUACAAUGUGUGCCCUUUGGCCCGUUCGUGCGCCUCGUCCAGUUGCCGAAAAGUUAACAGCAGACACUCCUCUGUUGACUGGUCAACGUAUUUUGGACUCCCUCUUCCCUUGCGUUCAAGGUGGUACGACUGCUAUUCCAGGUGCUUUCGGAUGCGGUAAGACUGUCAUUAGUCAAGCUUUGUCCAAAUACUCAAACUCAGAUAUCAUCACAUACGUUGGUUGCGGUGAAAGAGGAAACGAGAUGGCCGAAGUGUUGGCAGAAUUCCCCGAAUUGACAUUGCAAAGGGACGGAAAGGAAGAACCAAUCAUGAAACGUACAACAUUGGUAGCAAACACAUCCAACAUGCCUGUCGCAGCUCGUGAAGCUUCCAUUUAUACCGGUAUCACACUUUCAGAAUAUUUCCGUGAUCAAGGUUACAACGUUGCCAUGAUGGCCGAUUCCACUUCUCGUUGGGCAGAAGCAUUGCGUGAAAUUUCAGGUCGAUUGGCCGAAAUGCCUGCUGAUUCAGGUUACCCGGCUUACCUCGGUUCCAAAUUGGCCAGUUUCUACGAACGUGCAGGAAAGGUCACUUGUUUGGGUAGCCCAGAACGUCAAGGAAGUGUUUCUAUCGUCGGUGCUGUCUCACCUCCAGGUGGUGAUUUCUCUGAUCCAGUCACAGCAUCAACACUUGGUAUCGUUGGUGCUUUCUGGGGUUUGGACAAGAAGUUGGCUCAAAGAAAGCAUUUCCCUUCGGUCAAUUGGGAUGUGUCUUACUCCAAAUACAUCAGUGAUUUGGAACCAUUCUACGAAUCAAAUCACCCCGGUUUCACAGGCUUGCGUGCCACCGCCAAGUCCGUCUUGCAAAAAGACUCUGAAUUGGCUGAAAUUGUGCAAUUGGUGGGAAAGAGUGCAUUAGGAGAAAAUGACAAGGUAACAUUGGAAGUUGCACAAAUUUUAAAGAAUGACUUUUUGCAACAAAAUGGUGUUUCAGAUUAUGAUGCUUAUUGUCCUCAAUUCAAGACUUCUGGUAUGUUGAGAAAUAUGGUUUUAUUCCACGAUAAAGCACAACAAGCUGCUACAAAUGGUGCAACUUGGAGCAAGAUCAAAGAACAUUGCUCGGACGCCAUUUACGGUUUAACUCAACAAAAGUUCUUGAACCCCAAAGAUGGUGAAAAAGCAGUUACCGGUAAACUUGAAGAGCUAAGUCAACAAAUCGAAGAGAGUUUCCAAAGUUUGGAAGAUUGA